AUGCCACCGAAAAAGAAAGGGAGUAAGGCGAAGGACGUUAAAGAAACACCAAAAAACGUUAGCAAUGAAAAGACAUCGAAUUUUAGUGGUUGUAAAAUUGCAUCGGCUUUGAUAACAUUAGCUCUAGCUGUAUUGUUCUACAAAUUUUAUAACACAUAUUUAAUUACACCAGAACUACCGAAGUUUGAUUUAGACGUCUGGUGGGGACCAUCAAAUAAUGCGAGUCAGGAUAAAUCAAUUCGACCGUUUAAAAUAUUGUUUACUGAUUCUAUGCAAGAAAACUUACGGAGAAAAUUUGAAGCUGAACGUAGGGCGACGGCGACCAAAAGUCUGGAGGAAACGUCACGCUUUGGUAUGAAUAGUGACGUGGUCGGGCAGCUCUUUGCACAUUGGCGGUUCAAGUACAAGUACGGAAGACGCGCCAGUGAGUUAAACAAGCUUAACCAUUACAAAACGAAUGUACAAGGGAUGGACAUACAUUUCAUUAGAGUGAAACCAGAGAACACGAAAAAUGUUAAGGUCUUACCAAUACUUCUCUUGCAUGGAUGGCCCAGUUCCGUGAGAGAUUUCUACGACAUGAUACCGUUACUGACUACGCCUAGACCAAACUACGAUUUUGUUUUUGAGGUAAUAGCACCAAGUCUACCGGGAUUUACAUAUUCACAAGGUUCACGUAAACCUGGAUUAACUACAUACCAAAUGGCGAUAAUAUUAAGAAAUUUAAUGGAGAGAAUUGGUCACAAGCAGUUUUAUGUUCAUGGAGGUGACGUUGGCCACAUUGUUGGGUCACAUAUGGCCACACUCUUCCGAGAUCAAGUCCUUGGUUUCCAUUCAACUACUCCUAUCAAUUUGUCAAAAUUGGCACAUCUAACAUUAAUGUUGGGUUCUAUUUGUCCAAAAUGCGUUGCCAAUGAUUUAGCGGAUAAAAUAUAUCCCUAUUCCGAUAAACUGAAGUUUUAUUUAGAGGAAUCAGGGUAUUUACAUUUACAGAGCACUAAACCGGACACGUUGGGCAUAGUUCUUCAAGACUCUCCAUUAGGACUUGCAGUGUAUAUAAUCGAGAAAUAUCUGCUUUUUACUAAUCCUGCCAACAAAUAUGCACAGGACGGUGGUCUUAACUCUUUCAAUCAGACUGAUUUGCUGGACAAUGUUCUGAUGUAUUGGAACACUGGUAGUAUAACAUCGUCACUGAGAUUGUUUAAAGAGUUUGUCAAUAACUAUGAAAUGGAAGAGACUCUUUCAAGAAUACCAACAUCUGUAGCAACUUGGGGCCUCAGAACGAAGAACGAUAUAAUCCAACAGCCUGAUUUCAUCUUGCGCUGGAAGUACCCUAAUUUAAUUGGUACCACCAAUUUAGAUGACGGUGGUCACUUUGCUGCCUUCGAAAAACCUGCAGAAGUUUCUGAUGAUAUAUUUAAGGCUGUUAAAAGUUUUUUAGUUAAAAUUAAGUAAUAAAGUAAUUUCGCUCUUUUAA
Messenger RNA from Melitaea cinxia (Glanville fritillary), 1474 nucleotides. RefSeq names its product juvenile hormone epoxide hydrolase-like (gene Jheh-lp4). NCBI's taxonomy places the organism in Eukaryota, Metazoa, Arthropoda, Insecta, Lepidoptera, Nymphalidae. The transcript has 7 exons. The record is from RefSeq and is a predicted model, not a curated record. The coding region runs from base 1 to 1452 and encodes 483 amino acids. Gene Ontology annotation, molecular function: epoxide hydrolase activity. Gene Ontology annotation, biological process: epoxide metabolic process.